AUGGCUGAUGAAGACGAAAGUGCCGAAAACUUCGAAAGUCCACAAGGGGCUGAAGAAUUAGUUAGAAAUCUUCUUGAACAGGUGAAGACCAUCGGAGAAAAGGUAAAGAAAAAGAAAGAACACCUGGAGGAGGUUUCAGAAAAGUAUCACAAUGAAGCGAGGCAUCUUCAGGGAAUUCUUUCAAAACUAUAUGAGUUGAGGGGAUCGUUCAGUGAAGGAGAGAGAAUUCAAGCUGAGUUUGAAGAAUUUUGUGAAUCGCUUACCUUGAGAUCCCAAGACCUUACCGUGAAGCUGGAGAAGUUGGAUGCCAUCCUAGACGAUGUCCGCGUUGAGGAAGAAAAAAUACCUAAGUUCACUGAGCAGGCUCUCAACAUAGACACCGCGUCGCUGUCUACCGGAGAAGGUCGCAAAGAGUUUUUAGACUUGAAACAAGAUGUUGACGAUUGGUUUGAUACUGUCCGCCUAAAGUUUAAGGAGGGAAAGAAGAGAAAAUUGAGCCUGUAUACCAAAGGAAAUGUCGAGGACCUUUCUCACUCGUUACAUGCUUGGAGGAAAGCUUCUGAGGUUGCAAGAGAAUAUGGUCGCAAGCUGACGAUCCUGAAGUCUAACGAACAAGACCUGACGGAGGAAAUGCAUAGGAUGAGAGGUGAAAUAGAGAGGCUAAAGAAUCACAAUAAAACAUUAGAUGACGAGAUUUCACUUUUGCGUGGAAAAUUGUUGGAGGCGGAACAGACAAUUCUUGAAAAUCAAACUCUGCAUGAGGACAUUACUGAAGACUUGAGAGAGAAACUGAAAGAACUUCGCGAGGAGUUAAGCUGUGAAAAACGCACUACUUUUGGAAAGGAAAUGGAAGCAGACGAGCUCAGAGGAAAACUGUAUGAACUGCAAUCAGCAGACGACCUCAGCCAGAAGAAGAUUGAAAUGCUUCAGGAUCGUACAAAGCUAUUAGAGGAAGAUAUUGAAUCCCUUAGGGAGCGGUUACUAGCAGGAGAAAAAGAUAAAGAAGAUGCAGAAUCACUUCUAUUUGAACUACAAAGGGAACUAGAGGUCCUUAAUGAUGCCAAUGAUGAGGAAGAUGUAGGGGACAACAAGACCAACGACUACAGUCGUGUAAACAAAUUGGUGCAGACACUGAAGAAAAAAUUAGAAGAAAAUCAAGGAUAUAUCGAAAAUUUAGAAAGUGAAAUCAAAGGGGAGAAGAAUCGUAACCACGAAAAUGCAGACGAAAUUGAGAAGCUGUUGCAAAGAAUUGAAGUCGAGGAGAAAGGGAAGGAGGAGCAGGGAAAACUGAUUGAUACAAUACGUAACUUACUGGACGAAAAUGAAAAACUGGCUGCAGAUCUAGAAUCCCAAAAUAAAGCUUUGAAUGAAGACAUUAGUGAAGAAAGAUCAAGAGUAAUGGAACUACGAGGGAGAGUAGGGGAGCUCCAGGAAGCCAUCAGUGACGAGAAGAAGGCCAACUUUGAUAUGGAAAUGGAAGUUUCUAGACUUAAACAUAAAGUAGAAGAUGAGGAAACUAAAAGUGAGCUUGGCCUUAGGCGGAUAGAGCUUCUACAAGAAGAAAUCGCAACCUUACUGAAUACCAUUAAAGAAAAAGUGGAAAUAAUCGAAGAACUUCGCUCUCAAUUAAGCGAUUACGAAGAAAUUAAAGGAAAACUAAAAGCUGAGAGACAAAGAAACGAAAGCAAUGAGCAAAGUAUCAUGGAACUUCAGAACAGAAUGGUUCAAAACGAAGACGCAUUACAACAAAAGGAGACCGAGAUAAGAAAUAUCAGAGAAGAACUAAAAGACACUAAAGAAAAACUAGAGGGCGUGGAGAAAGAAUUAGAGUGGAUUAAAGAAAACAAUAACUUGUUGUCAGGGAUUCUUCAAGAAAAAGACAGAACUUUGCUGGAAAAGGAGGAAAGGCUGAAGCAAGCUUUGGUUAAUCUCGACUCGGAGCGCACAGUUCAGAAUGAAUAUUCAUUAAAAUGUAAUAUGCUUGAAAAGAAGAUAUAUCUAACAGAAUCGGAGAACAGCGAAAUUACAAAAGUGGCUGAACUGGCCGAGAAUGAAUUGCAAAAGGAAAGAGAAAAAUGUGUUCACAAAGAAAACGAAAUUUCGAAACUCAAGGAAGAAAUUGAGGAGGAACGUAGGAAAAACUUGGAAAGUCAACGCGUUAUCCAAGAACUCGAGGAACAACUUUCAGAAGCCGAUGCUUUAAAUCAGUAUAACCAAGGUAUCAAAUCAAGCUCCAUCGAAAACAUAAUGGAAGCGGAGAAGCAAAACGAGCAGCUUCUCAACAUCAUCGAAGAACUGAAAGAAAAUGUCAAUGAGAAAGAACUUGGUAUCGAAGAACUUGUCUCGAGCUACGCUGUUGAGGAGCAGAGGCUUAGGGAUGAAUUAUCACAAUUAAAAGGUCAGUUAGGGCUGUCAAAAAUGGAUAAUCAGACAAAAUCUGAGAUUAUAAGGUAUCUCAAGGAUGAAAUUGAACGAAUGCGCAAUGUGAUGAGGAUCAAAGCAUCCAUACUCGGGACUGAUGAAGAAGGGGUCCAACAAAAGGAGAGAGUGGCCGAGCAUGUUGAACAGCUUGAACAAGGGCUUGGCUUGAACCGUGACCGCUCUGAAGGGUGUGAAGAUUUCGAAUUUGAUGAGGAACUAGAAGAACGGGAAGCUGAAGUACAAGAACUUUUGGAGAUUCUAGAAGGCGAAAAGGAGAAAAAUAUCAUGUACGAGGAAAUGAUACAACAACUAGAGGAAAUGGUGAACUUGCAAGACGAAAUAACAGAUGCUGAUGAAUCAGACGGUGUAGGAACAGAGAAGGCAAAUGAGACCAGGAAAGAAUUUUAUGCUAAGAAAGAAGAGUACAAGCGUCAGAAACAGGAAAACCUCCGAAGUGAACUCUCUAAAGUAGAGGAGAUUGUAGAAGACCUUCGCGGCAGACUAAGAGCAGAGCAGAGACAUGUAAAAGACCGGGAUAAUCUCAUCAAGACGUUAAAUCAAGCCAGCAACAGAGAUCUCGCCAGAAACGAAGAGCUUUCGGCACAGCUACAAGCCAUGAAAGAUAAGGCCAAGCAGCAGCUUGAACACUCUGAGGAGAUGGCAAAAAAGGUAGAGGACGGUCAAAAACUGAUCAGGGACCUAGAAAUGCAAGUAGAAAAGGAGAGACUGCGCGCCUCGACCAUUGAAGAACUGCUAUCAUCUGAGAAAGGCCAAUCAAAGGAAAAGAAGGAAGCCACAAAGGAUCUCAAACGUAGGGUCGAGGAAUAUCAGAAAACUGUCAACGACAUUAAAGGAAAGGUAGAUAAGAUCAAUCGGCAUUUACACUGCAUGUCUCCUGGCUCUCACGAGUCUCACCGCAUGGGCUCUUCUGAUGUUUCAGUAAAAAGAAUCAACGAGCGACUUGCCUCUCAUAGCUCUUUUAUCAGGGAGCUUAAGGCUAGCAUGAGUGCCGUAGAGGAAACCAGCAAGAGCAUACGAGCCGAAUUGCGAACUCAGACGGACAGAACAAAGAAUCAAGAGAAGAAUAUGGAUGAUCUAUUGGGAAAAUCUGCAGAGUACGAUAACCUUGUAGAAGACAUGAAACGAGAGCUCGGAGAAAUUAGGAAGAGGUACCAGGAGUUGAGUGGCGAGCUUGGACCGGACGAAGACGGUGAUUCAGUAAGUGGCAGGCCAGAAAGUCCUACUAAACUUGUUCGACUCAUGCCUGAGCAUGAGUUAAGCAAGCAGUUAUCACACUUUGAAGAGCUUUUAGAAACUAUAUUUUCAGAAGAAGCUCAAAGGAUCGAAGAAUUGCAAGCAAAGCUGGAUGAAGUAUUCAAGAAGAAUAUUGAGUUUUCAGUAAUCAUGAGAGAGAUAAGAGACAACUUGGAAGAGGAAAAGGUGAAACGAGGACCGUGGGAAGUUGAAAGAGAUGAACUGAAAGCGGCAGUAGCGAAGAGCGAGGUAAAGAUUGAUCAUUUAGUUAUCAGUCUUCAACAAGAGGAAAUGGCAAAACAGAGGCUUCAUGAUCAAAUUCAGCAACUAGAGGAAGAAGUUAAGGAGAAAGAGAAGAGGAUUACAACAGUGCAAUUGGAAAUUCGCGAAACUGAAGGAACAAUUCAGAGGCUAGAAAAAGAGCUGGCAGAAGAGAAAGAGAGAAAUUUUGACUUACAAGAGCGAGUAAUGAAGGAAAUGGAAGACAGUCUUCAAGAAAGCAAGACAAAGCUGGACGAAAUUCGCGUGCAAGCUGAGCAAGAGGUGCAAAAGACGGCUGAUCAAUCUGCAGCGGAGAAAUCAGAAAAAGAAAUGCGAAUAAAAGAACUGGAAAAAGAUAUGUUAAAGCAAGGUGAUGUCUUAGACGAGCUGAGAUCGUUUUUAGAAAAGGAACAAAAUCAAGUGUUUGAAUUGAACGAGCGCCUAGAAAUAGAGCGAAACCACUCGGUAAUGAAAGAAAAUAUGAUCGAAAACCUCAAAGAAAAACUAAGGAUGGAGUCCGAGCGAAGUGAGGAGCUACGUAAGCUUAUCGAAGAGGCGGAAGAUAGAACACUUAGACUCAGUGAAGCUCUGACUCAAGAACAAGUUCGCGGAGUUGAACGAGAGGAGGCCAUGAAACAUUUGUGUGACCGAAUAAAUGAAGAACAGCAUAAGUUAAGCGAGUCUAAGGAUACUUUGGAAGAAGAACUGCAGCUAACAAAACAGUUACGAGAAAAAUUGUCUUUUGAGCAGCUUUUGAAGUCGGAAUUCGAAAGAGAACUUGACAAAGUAAAAUCAAAACUUUCCGAGGAGCGGAAAACUAAGGAAAAUCUUCAGGAACUGUUGUGUAGGGACAAGAAUCUGGUGUAUGAAUCGGAAAAUAAAUUAAGAGAGCAAUUAGACGACGCAAAAGAGAAAGAAAAACUAAUACAUGAACUUAAAUCCGAUUUAGAAACAGAACGAAAGUGUUACAAAAUUCUGUCGGAAAGAUUGCAAUGCGAGCAGAAUCGAAUUGUGGAGUUGGAGGAAAAACUUAAAGAGACAGAAUCAGUGAUAAGUUCUGAUAGAGAAAUGAUAGACUGUUUGCGAGAUAACAGCUUAAAAGGGGACGAAAAACUCUUCGAGAUCUUGGAAAAGUUAGAACGAACAGAGAAACUAAACAGAGAGAAGGAAGAAGAGAUUGGUAGUCUAGUCACCGACUUAGCAGCAGAGAGAAAACGAACAGAGGGUCUUAUGGAAAAUUUAGAAAGUGAAAGGUUUACAAAAGCCAAAAUGGAGGAGAGAAUUAAGGAACUAGAAGAAACAAAUGCGAAGGAUGAACUCCUCUUCCAGGAACUUCGAAACAAAGUUGAUGUCGAGGUGGUGAAGAAUCGUGAAAUUGCAGAAAAACACGACCAAGAAAAAAUGACAAAUCAGAUGUUUCGGGAUAAGGUGCAUGAAUUGGAGUCUCAAGUAGCACAAGACAGUGAAAUUUUCGAAGAGCUCAAUAGAACUAUUGAGAUAGAACGAGAGCAAAGUCGAAAGCUCGAUGAAUUGCUUCACCAGGAGAGAAAUGAGACUGUCCGACGCGACAACGUUUUGACUGAGUUGGAGGGACAACUCUUUAAUGAGCGCAUAACUAAAGAGGAACUGCAGGGUCAGCUAGAAUCAGAAAAGCGGAAUAACAGCGAUUUACAUGACUUGCUAAGGACCAGUCGUGAGGACGAGUUCAGCAGAAGGGAAGUAGAAAGAAAACUCGCCGAGGAGAUGAAAUAUGAAGUAGAGGAGAAAAUCGCAAUUCAAGCAAAGAAAGCUGAAGAACUUGAAUCCAUGCUUGAAGCAGAAAAAUUAAACGUUAUGGAGAGAGACGCUUCAAGGCAAGAAUUGCAGAGAUCCGUUGAACAAAGAGAUUUCUGGCUAUCACAGCUAGCAGAUGAACUCACCAAAGAUAUGGAAGAAAGUCAAAGUUCUACUGACGAAGAGAAGGAACUGCGUACGCAAGACUUGAAAUCAGGUGCUGGACCUUCCGUAUGGGCUCAGGAAAGUAUAUUAAAUCCAGUGGAGAGCAGUCCCUAUGACAACCUUUUCGGGAAAAUAUUGGCAGGAAGAGAUACGAAAAGAAACGUCAAGCUCAAGUCAAAAGAACGCAAAAGAAGACUUAAAGAGAAAGAGAUGCUGUUAGAGGAAGCAAACAGGAAAUUUGAUGAUGAAAGAAAAUUGAACGAAGAAAAGGUCGCUGAGCUGCGAGCUACCAAAGAUAGAAUGAAGCUCUUCGAGAGCGAAAACCACACAAGCAAAAGAGAUUCUGAGAAGCUUCGAGAUGAGCUGGAAAACGAACAAAUCCGAAGCCAAUCUUUUGAAGUUUUAUUAGCUGAGCAACAAAAAUUAAAUCGGGAUCAAAAUGAGCUGGUUAAAUCACUGGAAGACAAGUUGAACGAGGGAUAUAAGCGAUUACAUGUAGCUACACAACAAUACGAAGAACAGUUGAGAGAGAAUCGAACACGGCAAGAGGAAAUCAUCAAACUACGAGACUUGUGUGGAGUGCAAGAAGAUAAGAUUGAAGAGUUAGACAAGGAGCUUAGGACCUUAAAGACCCUUCACCAACAAAAAGACUACUUUACAAGAGAGACCUUUGAUCAGGUGAAAGAUUUAAGAAAACAGCUGGAUGGAGAAUUGAGUAACAUUGAAGACCAAAGGAAAGUACAAGAGAUGAGAGGAAGUGACACCACCGACGCAAUUCCCUGUCAUGGUGAAGGAUAUAAGGCCCUCAGCAGUUUAAGAGAAGAGGUGGAAAACGUAAAGAAAGUCAUUAACUACAAAUUAAAUGAGUUAUCUAAUCUUCGCCAACAAGUGGCUGAAAGAGGAGAAAUUACAAGUGAUCAUCUUUCUCACAAGAAGAUACGAGAAAGAGCGGAAAAAGCAGAAAGCCAACUAAAGAAGCUUCAGUCGUCGUAUCAUCUUCUUUUAACUGACGCUGAAAUGAAAAAGUUUUUAGUGGAAGAUGCUCAGACCGAGGCGAAAAAUCUCAGAAGGGAGUUGAAUGAAAAAAACAGGUGCAUUAAGGAGCUAAAGGACAAAGUGACGUCUCCUACUCCAGAAAAAACAAUGAUAGUAAAGGAUGACAAUGAAGUUCAGAAAUUAAAAUUAUCUUUGUCACAGCAAGACAAACUAAUCCAAGACAUGAAAAAGGAAUAUAAAUCCAAACUGAUCAAAAAAGAAGCUGAGUUAAGGGAGUUACAACUGUCUCUUCAGAUAAUGAAGUCUAUCUAUCAAGGAUUGAAGGCAGAGAAAGAAAGAGAGGACGCAGUUAAAAACGCACAGAAAGCUCGAAAGAGCAAGGAGGAUAUUAGUGCUGCGAUUGAAAUGGUGAGCGACCUUCAACAACAAAUCGAUUGCCUUCAGGAGGAAAUUACUGGUCAUCAGCAGAUGGCCCAGACCCUCAAAGAAAAUGACAAAACCGCCAAAUUGCCGAAUGAAAAUGACAAGAGCUAUCUUAAAAGGCGUAGCAGCCUGCGUGGCGUUUUGUCUCUGCAAAUUGACGAGAAAGAGAAGAAGCUUAAACGACUUAGGAUGUUACUGAAAUCCAUCGAAAACCGAUACGGAAAGGAAAUGUUGGAAAUCAAAGAGAAUGAGACAAGUUUCAAGGGCGAACUAACCUCAGAUUCAGAGGGAGAGUCUCAAGAAAUUAUUCCUCAGACUAGAGAAACCAGCCUUGAACAGUCAUUGCCUCUACCUGAUUUGGUGGGAACGACACAGAAAGCUUCCCUCACCGUAGACAAUGAAAUCAGCCCAGGGUCAGCCUCUGUGGAAGACGAAGAACAGUCGUGUUUUGAAACAGACGCUGUCCUUCACAGAAACCUGGAUGACACACGAAGUAUUUCACCCUUUAGCAAGAAAAGAUUGUUUGUCUUAUUUCUUUUUGUUACCCUCAUUGGUGCCGUAGUAUUUGCAGCUACUUUAAAAGUAUCAAAUACCCUGAUGGCUGGUGUUUUGACCACUGUUUUGAUUCUGCUGUUUAUUUCUCGGUUUAAGAGGACAGUGCUUAAUAUCUCUGAUGGAAGUUUAAAGAAUCAGCUUUUCGCGAUGGAUCAACAAAAGAAAGAGCUUCUUGAAAAAAUCGAGGAAAUGAAACUACGUCAGGAAGGAGACACAGCCUUAAUUGCAGACCUUAAGAGACAACUUGAAGAAGAAAUUGCUGACAAAGAAGCGAAGCGGGUAGAAAGUGAAGAGAUCAUGGCGACCAAGGAGGAAGUGUCUAAUAAGCUGAGGAAAUUAGAAGCAGAAGAUUUUGAAUCCAGAAUGAAAAUGGAGAUAGAGAAAACAAAACUUUCCGAGGCCGAAAAAAUGAAGAGGGGAUACGAGGAGUACAAAAUGUUGAAAGAGGAGAUUGAUCAUAUGAAACGACUGCGUGAAAAAGAAAUGGAUGAUAGAAAAGCCAAAAUUUCAGAGCUUGAGAAGCUCGAAACUACUUCUGAAGAGGCGAGAGAAGAUGGAAUUAAAACUUUAAACUUGCCUAUCUCUGUUCUUCCUAUUUGCAUUGCAGUUUCUGUGUUACUUUGUCAGCUGGGCGGUUAUCAUUUCUUAGCGCCGUAUAUGAUAUUCUUCGUUUUGAUAACUGUCGCCGCGAAUGCGUGGUACUCCAAACGGAGGGUGUCCCAAGUAUUACGCAACGAAAGACAAAACUUUGCCGAGCAAAACGAAGAAAUGGAUGACAUGACCGAGCUCUUAGAUAGACAGUUUGAAGUUGUGAAGUCCCAGAAGUCAGCAAUUGACAUGCUCAUGAAAGAGAUAGAAAAAGAAAAGCAAGAGAGGAAGGAAAAACGCACUACUCUGGCGAAGCUUAUUUGGCAGCUGCAAGAGAUGGAAGGAAUGCAAAACAUCAUUUCAAAACAAGCUCCUAAAGCAAAAGAAGUCACAGAGCUUGAGGCUGCCGUAAGGUCCAAAGCCGAAGAGAAGGCUUUAGCGAGAGCAAAAUUCUACAACACUAUGAUAAAAACGUUGAAAGAGAUCAAUGCCGACGAUGAAGAAGACGACGAAAUGACGGAUGACUUGUGCAGUGCCGCACAAGAGUUAGCUGAUUACGCCGAAGAUCAACUAGAAGAGCAAAAGAAAAGAGAGCUUGAAAAAGAAAAGCCACAGCGCCCUAAAAAGAGAGAACGCUUUCAAUGGAAGUCAAUGACGCUUUUUGCUGUCAACUGUGCAACAUUAGCCAUUUCCCUCGCUCUUCAAUCGUACUUAAUUACACUGCUGGUAGCCAUUCAAGCUGCAUUCUAUGCUCUGCAAUGGAAGGAGGGUUCGGUAGAUCAGCUCAAGGAGAAGCUAAGGCGAGAAGCUACUCGAAAUCGAUCUUUACAACUGGAAAUAGAAAAGAUGAAGACAUUGCUAGAGACAGAGAAGACCUAUAAGGUGUCUGACGAGUACGCGCUUGAAAUCAAAGAGAGAAAGAAAGCCAGGAAAUCCACGAAAACCAGUUGA
This is a messenger RNA of Pocillopora meandrina, 9387 nucleotides long. The record is from the annotation of a GenBank genome assembly. Lineage: Eukaryota; Metazoa; Cnidaria; Anthozoa; Scleractinia; Pocilloporidae.